GUAUUUCGCCGCACACUAGCGCCACCACUUCCUGUCGACGUCAAGUGGCAGCUGUCAUUCGCUCUUUCCCAAAGUCUACGCCAUUGUGUGAGAUAGUGUUUCGUGCUAAAGACGUGAAAAUCUCCAAACAUCCAAGAUGGUGAACUUUACCGUAGACGAAAUCCGAAAUAUGAUGGACAAGAAGCGGAAUAUCCGCAACAUGUCCGUCAUUGCCCACGUAGAUCAUGGAAAAUCGACGCUGACGGAUUCUCUGGUGAGCAAAGCCGGGAUUAUUGCUGGUGCUAAGGCUGGUGAGACUCGCUUCACGGACACCCGGAAGGACGAACAGGAGCGCUGCAUCACCAUUAAGUCCACGGCUAUCUCGAUGUACUUCGAGUUGGAGGAUAAGGAUUUGGUAUUCAUCACGAAUGCCGAUCAGCGUGAGAAGGAUUUGAAGGGUUUCCUCAUCAAUUUGAUUGAUUCACCUGGGCACGUAGACUUUUCGUCCGAAGUGACAGCCGCUCUGCGUGUCACUGACGGAGCUCUCGUGGUGGUGGACUGUGUGUCUGGUGUGUGCGUCCAGACGGAGACGGUGUUGCGUCAGGCAAUUGCCGAACGUAUUAAGCCUGUUUUGUUCAUGAACAAGAUGGACCGUGCUCUGUUGGAGCUGCAGUUGGGCGCUGAGGAGUUGUACCAGACUUUCCAGCGUAUCGUGGAGAAUGUGAAUGUGAUCAUUGCGACGUAUAGUGAUGACAGUGGUCCCAUGGGGGAGGUUCGUGUUGAUCCAAGCAAGGGUUCCGUGGGCUUUGGAUCGGGUUUGCAUGGAUGGGCAUUCACCCUUAAGCAAUUUGCCGAGAUGUAUGCUGAUAAGUUUAAGAUUGAUGUGGUGAAACUCAUGAAUCGUCUCUGGGGUGAGAAUUUCUUCAAUCCCAAGACAAAGAAAUGGAGCAAACAGAAGGAGGAUGACAACAAACGUUCAUUCUGUAUGUACAUCUUGGAUCCCAUCUACAAGGUCUUCGAUGCCAUCAUGAACUACAAGAAGGAGGAAAUUGAGGCUCUUUUGCCCAAAAUUGGUGUUACCCUGAAGCAUGAUGAUAAGGAUAAGGAUGGCAAGAGUUUGCUCAAGGUUAUCAUGCGUUCAUGGUUGCCAGCUGGUGAGGCUCUACUUCAGAUGAUUGCCAUUCAUCUGCCAUCGCCAGUUGUGGCACAGAAGUACCGUAUGGAGAUGCUGUACGAAGGUCCUCAUGAUGAUGAGGCUGCCAUUGCUGUGAAGAAUUGCGAUCCCGAAGGACCAUUGAUGAUGUAUGUGUCCAAGAUGGUGCCAACAUCCGAUAAGGGACGUUUCUAUGCCUUUGGUCGUGUAUUUUCGGGCAAAGUGGCCACAGGACAGAAGGCACGAAUUAUGGGACCCAAUUACAUUCCUGGCAAGAAGGAGGAUCUCUACGAGAAAGCCAUCCAACGUACCAUUCUCAUGAUGGGACGCUAUGUGGAGGCUAUUGAAGAUGUUCCAUGUGGUAAUAUCUGUGGUCUGGUUGGAGUUGAUCAGUUUUUGGUUAAGACUGGAACCAUUUCCACCUUCAAGGAUGCUCACAACAUGAAGGUGAUGAAAUUCAGUGUGUCUCCUGUGGUGCGUGUUGCCGUGGAGCCCAAGAAUCCGGCUGAUUUGCCAAAAUUGGUGGAAGGACUCAAGCGUCUGGCCAAGUCAGAUCCCAUGGUGCAGUGCAUCAUUGAGGAAUCUGGUGAGCAUAUUAUUGCUGGAGCUGGUGAAUUGCACUUGGAGAUUUGCUUGAAGGAUCUCGAGGAAGAUCAUGCUUGUGUGCCGAUCAAGAAGUCCGAUCCUGUUGUGUCCUAUCGUGAGACAGUAUCUGAGGAAUCUGAUCAGAUGUGUCUGUCCAAAUCACCCAAUAAGCACAAUCGUUUGUUCAUGAAGGCUUGCCCCAUGCCCGAUGGUUUGGCUGAGGACAUUGACAAGGGUGAUGUCAAUAGCAGGGAUGACUUCAAGGUGCGUGCCAGAUAUUUGGCUGAAAAGUAUGACUACGAUGUGUCCGAAGCCAGGAAGAUCUGGUGCUUUGGACCCGACGGCACAGGACCCAAUAUCAUUCUGGAUUGCACAAAGGGAGUGCAGUACUUGAAUGAAAUCAAGGACAGCGUUGUGGCUGGUUUCCAGUGGGCCACCAAGGAAGGUGUCCUGGCUGAGGAGAAUAUGCGUGCUGUACGCUUCAACAUCUACGACGUGACUCUCCAUGCUGAUGCCAUCCAUCGUGGUGGUGGACAGAUCAUCCCGACCACUAGGCGUGUCCUCUAUGCUUCGGUCAUUACGGCUCAGCCGCGUCUCAUGGAACCAGUCUAUCUGUGUGAGAUUCAGUGUCCAGAAGUGGCUGUUGGUGGCAUCUAUGGAGUCCUCAACAGGAGACGUGGACACGUCUUUGAGGAAUGUCAAGUGGCUGGAACACCCAUGUUCGUCGUCAAGGCCUACUUGCCUGUCAACGAAUCAUUCGGUUUCACGGCUGAUUUGAGAUCCAACACUGGCGGCCAAGCUUUCCCGCAGUGCGUCUUCGAUCAUUGGCAAGUGUUGCCUGGUGAUCCAGCUGAGCCUAGCAGCAAGCCCUACCAAAUUGUGCAGGACACGAGAAAACGCAAGGGACUCAAGGAGGGACUUCCGGACUUGACUCAAUAUCUAGAUAAAUUGUAAUUCAUUCUUUGUUCUUCUUUAAAACAAAAUUUAAAAGAAAAAAAAAACAGAAAAAAGAAACAAAUUUAUCCUCCUCGACUUUUUUUGUGAGACAAAAAGAAAGAAAAAAAAGAAGCAAAAGAAAUUUUUGCAGGAGGAAUUCACAUGCAAACUUCAAUACACUCAAUCUUUAUUUUUUGUUAUUUUUUUAAUUGCUAACGCGCGCGAGAGAGAGGGUGAAUCCUUUGAUGGGAUGAAAGAGAGAAUUGUUUGAGAGUCGUUUCCUAUUUUUUUUCUUCUGUGUACUAGCAUUUUUGGGAUGAAGUUUUUAAUUAUUUUCCGUUUAGAAAAGUCUACCCUUAUUUUCCGCGGUUUUUUUUAGCAAUGCUCUGUAGAUGUUUAAAUUAUAUAUUAAAAAAAAGAUAAAAGAAAAUUGUACUACUCUAGAAAUUGAUGAAAGCCUGGAGAGAAGCAGCAGCAAAAAGAAAAGAAAGAAAAAAACUCCUCGAGAGAAGAUCCAAUAAAGAAGAUAAAAACGAUCAA
Messenger RNA from Phlebotomus papatasi, 3193 nucleotides. It is a transcript of the gene eEF2, whose product is annotated as eukaryotic translation elongation factor 2. Gene Ontology annotation, cellular component: ribonucleoprotein complex; cytosol. Gene Ontology annotation, molecular function: ribosome binding; translation elongation factor activity; GTPase activity. NCBI's taxonomy places the organism in Eukaryota, Metazoa, Arthropoda, Insecta, Diptera, Psychodidae. The transcript has 6 exons. Gene Ontology annotation, biological process: translational elongation. The coding region runs from base 137 to 2671 and encodes 844 amino acids. The record is from RefSeq and is a predicted model, not a curated record.